CCACUAAAAAUGAAUUUAAAUGUUAUUUGUUCUUUCAACUGUUAUAUAAUCGUAUACUUGUUUUGUACACUACUCAGUACUGGAUUAAGAUCUAUUUUCAAAAUAAUACUACACCAAGUUACAGUUUGUGGAGUAAUAAAUUAUGAAUCUUGCUUUCUGUUGCUGUCUUUGUUUAUCAUAUAUCUAAAUUAACUCUUUAUUCUAAAACCUGUGAAUGAAUAUGAGUAAAACUUUACACAGUGGUAAACAAACCUUUAUAUAUAAGUAUUGGAUUGAAACAUUAGUAAACAACUAAAUAUACCUCUUUUAGUGGCUGUAGCCUGUAAACUGCCUGUCAGUAUCUGCACGUACUCUAUUAGAUACCGGUAUUUACAUCAUGCACAUUGCCAAUUAUACCACAAAUUCUUAUUUUUAUAUUGACACUAUGCAUGUAUAAUAUAAUGGAAGUCAGAUUAAAAUUUGUUUUAUUUAUUGUAGAAUGAAGAGAAUACGCUUUACUAAGAAGCCCCCAAAGAUAAAGAAGAUUGUAUAUGAUGGGAAAAGACGACAAACAAAAUAUGUUAGGCUAGAUGCUUCAAUAUCCAGUAAACAUGAAGAUACUGUUAUGGAAAAAGAUUGUGGUGACAUUUUUAAACAAAAACCAGAUAUAAAUUUCGAACUCAUAAAUGAAGACCAAGAAGAACCAGCUAAAAAUAGCUAUGCUGCAAAGAAAAAAAAGCUCACUGAAGCAUGGGAGGGUUUAAGAGAAGACCUUAUAUUGACAAGACUGCAGGAGCUUUGUCCAGCAACGCAUGAGUAUGGGUUUUGUCAUGAUGAACAAUCUGACAUAAUUAUGUGUCAAGAUUGUGGGCCUCAGGCAUAUUAUUGUUCUAGCUGUUGUGAGAGAGUUCACAGAAAUAUCUUAUUUCACAAACCACAGCAAUGGAAGGGAUCUAUGUAUGUACCAAUACAGCAAAUUAAUGAGCUUACCAGAAAAGAUCACAAAUGUGACCAGACAUUUUUCAGCAAUAUUUAUGCUGUUGAUAUGAAAGAAGCACAACAUAUCUGUAAAAUCCAGCUUUGCAGAUGUGAAACUGCAGCAGCAACUUUAGUAUGGUACAAUUUAUGGCCAGCAACACCAUCAAUUCCCAAAAUUGCCUUUGAUAUUCGCUUCAUGGAGCUGCUUUCUGUAUUACACCUGGAAUGUCACCUGCCUACAAAAUCUUUUUGUGAUGCCUUAGGAUUUAUAAAAUCAAACUUCAUAAAUUUGGCUACAGAUGAUGAAAAGAAUAUUUACCGUGCUGUUGUUGGUGAUUGUUUGACAGAAUACAAUUAUCACCGGUCCACAUUGAACACUAGGCACACUAUAACAGAGUCAUCUUUUACCAGAGAAUGCCCAAUAUGCUUGAAGGUAAUUAACACAUAG
Mytilus trossulus (common blue mussel) is the source of this 1405-nucleotide messenger RNA. RefSeq lists its product as uncharacterized. The record is from RefSeq and is a predicted model, not a curated record. NCBI's taxonomy places the organism in Eukaryota, Metazoa, Mollusca, Bivalvia, Mytilida, Mytilidae. The coding region runs from base 479 to 1405 and encodes 308 amino acids. The transcript is spliced from 5 exons.